Molecule: messenger RNA, 2707 nt
Organism: Spinacia oleracea (spinach)
Lineage: Eukaryota; Viridiplantae; Streptophyta; Magnoliopsida; Caryophyllales; Amaranthaceae
Exons: 4
Coding region: 177-2405 (742 amino acids)
Source: RefSeq, a predicted model, not a curated record
CGCCUCCAAAAUGAAUCUCUCUGAAACAUUAUCAUCAUCUUCUUCGAAUCAUCACAAAACCCUAUCUAAAACCUUGCGUAAAUUCUCUACAAAUUACAAAGCUUUAGAUUUUCAUUUCCUGUUAAAUUACAUGGGAUCAAGCCUACCCAUGUAAUUUCAGGAUAGGGCCUCACAGGAUGGAAGAAAUCGAAGAAAUUGAUCCUGGUGAUGAAGAGUGCUGGCAGAUGGUGGAGUUCGAGGAUUACUCAAAAUCCGAUGUGAGCAAUGGCAAGUUAAGUUGGAUAUGGAGAAACGGGGUGAAUUUGGGAAAGAAAAUGGUGGUGACGGGUGUUGUGGUCUCAUCUGCAUCCUUUUUUCUUCCCCCUCUUGUAGCUUUAUCUGCUAUAGGGUUCGCCUUCUCUGUUCCUGCUGGCUUUGUGAUUAUCAGCUACGCAUGUGGUGAGAAGCUUUUGGACACUUUGCUGCCAAUGCCUUUGCCAACUCCUUAUGAAGAAUACGAGCCAAUGUAUAGUGAUGAGUUGGUAGAGUACGUGGUUGACAGAGUUGAGAUUGACGAGGGAUAUGAAGAAGAAGAAAAGGAAUUUGAAGAGGAUACUAGAAAGGGAAUAGAAAUGAGGAUCGACGUGUCUGAAGAAAUUAAUAAAGAAAACAGUGAUCAUGUACAAGGUAGAAGGUUGUCAGAAAUGAGUGAGAUUGUUGAAGAAGGGGUGUAUGAGGAAGAUGAUGUUGGGGAAUGUAUGGAGGAUGAGGAUCAGCAUUUAGAUUCUAAAAUAAUUCCUGAUAUACUUGAAGGGAUCGAAGAGGCAGAGAAUGAGAUUUCCUUGAUGAAGAAGGAAGAUGGUGGGAUUCCACGAGAUUCGUUAAGCGCAUUUUCGGUAGAGGCUCAAGAAAGUGGAGAGAAUGAGAACAAUGUUGAACAAGCAAGGGAAGACUUGGCCUUUGUAGGUGGGGAGAAUGAGAAUAAUGUUGAAGUAAGGUAUGAGGAAGAUGUUGGGGAGCAAAUAGUUCCUGAUAUACUAGAAGAAAUCAAAGGGGCAGAGAAUGAUGUUUCUUUAAUGGAGAAGGAAGAGGUUGUGGUUCCAUUAAGGGAAGUUGUUGUGGAGAGUCAAGUAGGUGGUGAGGAUGAGAACAAUGUUGAACAAAUAACGGAAGACUCGUCUUUCUUAGGCGGGGAAUAUGCGAACAAUGUCGAAGUAGUAACAGAAGAAGACAUGGUUUUUGUAGGUGAGGAGGAUGAGAACAAUGUUGAACAAGUAGCGGGGUAUGAGGAAGAUGAUGAGGAGCAUCCUCAAAAAACAGAAGUUCUUCCCGAUGUAUUAGAAGGGAUUGUAGAGACAGAAAAUCAGUUUCCUUUAGUAGAUGGGGAGAAUGUGAACAAUGUUGAACAAGUAGCGGGGUAUGAGGAAGAUGUCGAGGAGCAACCUCAAAAAACAGAAAUCCUUCCCGAUGUAUUAGAAGGGAUUGUAGAGACAGAAAAUCAGUUUCCUUUAGUAGAGGGGAAGAAUGUGAACAAUGUUGAACAAGUAACGGAAGAAAUUGCCUUUGUACCAACAAGAGACGGAACAGAAGAGGAUGAGUAUAGGGGAAAUGUUGCUGGCUUAGACGAGGAAAAACUAAGAAGCGAGACAACAGGAUUGAUUGAAAAAAUGAGGGAUGAGGGUAUAAAUGACCAGAAGAAAACAAAAGAAAGUCCAGCAAAGGUAACACCUGAAGAAAAUGAGAUAGGAGACAAGAACCUUAUUGUCAUUCCUGAAGAAACUGAGCCAGCAAUUGAUGAUAAGGGGGUGAUAAAUAGCUUCGAAAGUGACGCGAAUUCUGAGUAUUUAAGUUUUGAAGAGGAUGAGAGUGGAUUAAUGCAUGAGGAGCCAAAAUCUGCUGUACAAAAUCAGUUAAUGGUAAAUGUGAAGAUAGAUGGUGAUCAUACUGUCACUGAUAUUCACCAAGGGAGCAGUGCAGAUAAGCUAGGGACUUUGCUUCUUCCCAAAGGUAGGGAAACAGCUGAUGUAAGUGGUACAGUGGAACCCGAUCAAGUUGCAGAUUCAUUUGACAAGAAGUCUGAAGGGGAUGACCUGUCUUUGAAUAAUGAGGCUGAAGUGAGUGUUGAGUAUCGCGAGGUUUUGAUUGUAUCCUCAUUGUCUGUGUCAGAAUCUGCAUCGGAUCAAGGAACUAUUUCUUCUUCUGAUAAGGUAAAACCAGAUGAGGAGAAGAUAUGGGAGCAAAUCAAUGCAAUGCGAACCAUUGUAGGGUACAAGAACACACCUAACCCUUCAUGUGAAGAGGAACUGAAAGCUCUUUACGCGUUUACUGGGGUCGAGCCACCAGCAGCCUCGUGCAAGGGCCCUGUUGAUCUUGCAGAUAUCAACGAAAAGCUUCACUUUUUUAUGUCGAUCGUCGGUGUCAAGUAAAUUGUUCUACUAUUUAAUUAGCCAGUUAGUUGAACAUUUUCCUUUUUGGAGUAAUAGUUUGUUUAUUGUUAUGGACUUUAGAAUAUCCUUGUGCAGCACAAGAGUUAUGUGUAGAUUUGGUUUGUUGUUAUUUUAGUUUUGCUUUUGUGUUUUUAUAGGAAGAUAAGUAGACUCACAUUGUUAUUUAAGCAGGAAGUGCAUGUGUUUUGUUAGCUAAAGCAAGCUCUAUAUAACAACUUUACUUGCUGCAGAAUACUCUGUGUAAAGAUCAGUAUUGUAUUAUUAUCUGCUGAUUUUUCGCC